AUGGGUUGGUUUUGGCAGUCCUCGACUCCUCCGCCUACGGGCUCAAAUAGCUCACCAUCAUCGUCCCCAACUGCGGUCCGAACCUCUUCGUCGGCGACUGGGUCAUCUUCAUCCCAGUCCCCUUCCGCAACCAACCAGUCCAAACCCACAAACUCGAGUGACCGCGAGAUGGCCCUGUUCAUGGACAUGUUCAUGAAGGACGCUCAAAAAUCCUCCUCGCAGUCCAAUCCCAGCCAGAACCCACCACAGCCGCCGUCUCACCCCAACUCUCAAUCAUCAUCUUCCUCUUCCUCCUCAUGGCUGCCCUGGGCCUCCAACUCUUCCACCACCACCGGACCCUCCCAAGACCACCAACAACAACACCACCCCCAAGAAAAAGACACCCGCUCCCCCCACUCAAUCUCCAUGUCCGAGCACUCCCUCCCCACGACCCUCUCCUGCCGCGACGCCUUCGACUACGCCUGGCACUGCCACACCCCGGGAUCCCAAUGGAACGCCGUCUACCGCUACGGCACCGUCCGACCCUGUACCGAGCUCUGGGACGAUUUCUGGUUUUGCAUGCGCACCAAAUCCUUUUCGCCCGAAGCCCGCGCCGAGGCGAUUCGGGAGCACUACCGCGCCAAAGAGACCGCGAAAUAUGGACGGGGUGGGCCGAGCAGCGAGGAUGUUUGGGAGAGUCGGGAGGAGAGGGUGGUUGAGGGGACGGUGUUCCGGACGCCGUUUGAGGCGCCCGCGGUGGAUGAUGAUGAGGUUCGGAGGCAGGAUGCUGAGUGGAGGAGGGCGAGACGGGAGAAGGUUGAGAGAGAGAACCGAUGA
This is a messenger RNA of Dichotomopilus funicola, 816 nucleotides long. RefSeq lists its product as uncharacterized. NCBI's taxonomy places the organism in Eukaryota, Fungi, Ascomycota, Sordariomycetes, Sordariales, Chaetomiaceae. The coding region runs from base 1 to 816 and encodes 271 amino acids. The transcript has a single exon. The record is from RefSeq and is a predicted model, not a curated record.